ACUGUUUUGCUAAUGAUAAUAUUAAAGUCUAUUUUUUUCCUAGUCGUCUAAUUGCUUUCUUUUUGACACCUUGUUGAAAUACUACACCCCAGAUGUCAUAGAGGAGCUUGAUUUGAAAGGAAACCCUCCAAAUACCUCUCUGAAUAUGUCAGUUUUCUUCCCCUUUGGAAAUGCAUUUGGCAUGUUAUGGUGGCAGUUACAUACCUGCUUUAUCUGCUAGUUGUCUUAGUCCUAUUUCUGUUGUCUUGCUGAGAUUGUUGAUUAGUUUUUCGUUUGUAUCCUGCAUUUGCUGCAUUUUUCUUUUAUAGUUUAAACUGAUUGUCUCGACAAACAUGUCUGGUAAAGGUUUGAUCUUUUAUGUAUGGAGUAGUGGGGGUUGAAAUGACAGAAUUGCAUAAAGCAAUGCAUGAAGCUUGCAAUCUUCAUUGUAAGGUUUGCACUGUCAACUGUUUGCAUCAGGCUGCACCUUAUGCUCUCUUGGGUUUUCUGAGAACACUGUCUGCAGCUGCAUCUGGGGAAGCCGAUCUUGCCAUCAUCUCAGAAGAAACUUGUGGGACUUUCUGGUUCUGAUGGGGUGGUGGUUUUGGUGGAAAGACUGGAUAUGGCUUGUAAAGUGUAGUCAGUCACUUGCUAGGCGUUUGCACUGCUUGAUUUGAAGCCACCUGAUUUAAAGAUAUUACUGCCUUAAUUGGCUUUUCCCAGCAGGAGUGACCCCUGUUGAGGUGUUCGUGUUCUUUCUUUUACACUAUCAGUCUUCUCCAUUUUCUUUCCUUAUCUUCUCUGCUUGCAUACAUACAGGGAACCUCUGUGCUAAAUGCUGAUAAUUCACCCAUUUUCUUACCAUUCGUACUUGCACAGCCUUCCUGGAAUUGACAUGAACGUUUCUCUGCAGUAUGGUUCAUUAUUAUGAACAGAAUAAAGGUAUUUUGCAUGUUUAUAAUCAGUGGUGACCGAGGCUGCUUUCAGAGAAGUCCUUUCAUCCGUCACUGUUAUUAGUCAUCAGUUUGGCCCAGUGCCUUUGGCAAGAAAAUUGCUCAGGGAGUUUUUUUCCCUCUCCAGCUUUACUGGUGAUGUAUUUUCCCGAAUCCUGGACAUCAGUUUCCUCUCUGGCAGAAUAAGGAGCAUUUGCCAUAAAAUACCUCCAACAGCAUGCCAGACUGAGGGCACUGGAGUCUGUACCCAUGAUGCAGGCUCUGCCCCAUUCUUGCAGCACCAGUUUAACAUUAAGCAGCAGUGGCAUUCCUCAGUGGUGUUGGUGACAGUCUCUUUAGCUGUAAUUGCAGUAGAGAACACAUUUAUGAAGAAGUGUUCAAAGACCAUAGCAGUUCCCUGGGGUUGAAAGUCCUGUUUGCUUUCUCUGUUCAACAGCUACCGAAGACACUUGGCUUUCCCUCUUCUGUGUAAGCCUUUAUAGUAGCAUUGAAGAAGAGAAAAACGUUAUCCAAGCAAAAACUGCUUGUAACAACAACAAAAGAUGACAUAAAAUACUGAUGUUACAAACCACACUCAACCCGUACUGUGCUGUGAUUGGGUUAUUGUACCCAUGCAUGGACAGACAUCUGGGAGAGCCACAUAAAUUUAAGAGAGAAUGGUCCAGUGUAAUGCGAUGUGUAGCAGUCUUUGUGGGAAUAAAUCAUGCCAGCGCUAAAGUGGAUUUUGCCAACAAUAUCCAGUUGUCUCUCACAUUAGCAGCCCUGUCAAUUGGUCUGUGGUGGACAUUUGAUAGAUCACGAAGUGGCUUUGGUCUUGGAGUAGGAAUUGCUUUCCUGGCCACAUUGGUGUCACAACUUCUGGUCUACAAUGGAGUUUAUCAAUACACGUCUCCAGAUUUCCUUUAUGUUCGUUCCUGGUUGCCAUGUAUAUUUUUUGCUGGUGGAAUAACUAUGGGCAAUAUCGGCAGGCAACUGGCAAUGUAUGAAUGCAAAGUCAUUGCAGAGAAGUCUCACGAGGACUGAGGAGAAACAAUAUACACCUUUUAAACAGGAAAAUAUCUGACAAAUGACUGUUGGAGGAGCAUAAGGAACACUUGACUAUGAAAUUGCCAAAAUGCAAUUUUUUUCCCUUGAGUGGUAUACUUUACUGCAAUCUGUGAUUGCUGCUUCUAUAGAAACCUUGAUGUCUGAUUUUGAUUACUGUGAAGUUACAAUAGUAUGCAAUACAUUUGACAAUAUUGGUUCAAUUAUAGGAUUCUUUUUUCCAAAUCUAAACUGAGUUUACCAUAAAUUCUUGUCUGUCCAUAAUGUUGCAGUGCCAAACUGAACCUUUGCACUACGUUUCUGUAGCUGAAACUUCUUGCUUCACUUUAUCUUGAAAGUUUUGAGGAAUUUGUCCGUAAUAGCUCAGUGAAAGACAGGGGAUUCAAAUUUAGGAAUGAAGAUCUUCUCUUUUCAUGAUGAUAGCCCAUAAUAUCUUUAUGAAAUCCAUGGAUUACAGGUGAGCUUUGAUGCAAUAAGUAACUGAUUUCUGCCUGUUAACACACUGUAUCAUUCUUCUUACAUCACAGGUGAGGAAACUUAAUACGGAUUGUGUGGGUUAUUGCCGUGGCAUUUCAUUUGUCUGUGGUAUGUGCCCAGUAUCACAGAACACAGAAAUGGAAACUGAGGCUGGAAAUGACUUGCUGUUUUUUCCCUGGUACAACCAGUAUGCAUGUUUGUAUAUGAAUUUAAGUGGACCAUCAUGAGAUGUGGACAGAUUCUGAAACUACCUGUUCUGUUGAGUAAUGGGAUACAGUUCAGGUCAUUCUUUUACAAUCCCUUAAGCUGAGUUGUUUUGAUCCCUUAUGAAAAAAAAAAUCUUAGGGAGUUUUUAUUGCGAAACUUAAUUCUGCUGAACUAAAUCAGCCACUACCAUAUAGUGUCAUAAAAGCCUCCAUUACCAUUGCUACUCUUGAUAGUUCUUGUCUACUACCUGCUCUGUUCACAGGGAUCAGCAGAAGGAGACAAGGCUGUAUUUUAGGUACUGAUGUAGCCCUUAUUGCUGUGACUGUGGUCCAGGUAACCAUAAAUGCAUUUGUUCUUGUAGCAAUUUUCUGAGGUGGAGAAAUACUGUUACCCCUAUUUUACAGGUGUCUAUGCACAGAAAGUCUUGAUAGGACAGAGAGCUGAAAUAGGCUGUGUGCUAAUCGGUUCCCUUCUUAGGAAGAAGGAUUUUAGUGUAUGACCCAUAUUUGGGGGCAUACAUGGAAUUUCCUCUUGGCUUUGCAUCUCGCUUUUAAGACCAUGAGAUAAAAGAACUCGUGCAAGAAGGCAGAAAGCAGACUUCAAGAGGACACUGCUAACCUGUGCCAGCAGUGAUUUUGGCAUGGGAUGUGUCUUUGUUUUCCCCUUUCUGUCUCUGUCGAUGAUGUUUUAAUGUAUUCGUUCUCCUUUUUUUGUCUUGAAGUACUAUGUUUUAAAUCUUUCAUGAAAGGUUUAUAAGACAUGUUACAGUCACCUAGGGAGGCUGGAGUUGGUCCAAAGAACAAAUAGAUGUUUAGACAAGUUUUUAUUAAUAAGUGUGUGUAUGCAUUGUAUACGAAGCUUGAAAUAGGCAACUCUUUUUCAGUCUUACGUGUUUAUCUCAUAAGUCUGAAAAGUAUGCAAUGGAGUGCUUCCAAAAGCGUUGUAAUGAAAGAGGUGGUCACAAAAGGAAAAUUUCUUGAAUGGGGAAGUGUGAAAACAAUAAAUAAGCAAAUUAUGUAUAAAGAGCUUGGUUCUGCAGCUCCACAAAGUUUCAUCAGCUUGUCACGGUUCCAUGACAAUUCAACACCUGGAGCACACUUUCAUUGGGUAACGUUUCAGGAAAGCACUUACAGAUGCGCUUUGCUUUAAGCAGAGGUAGAACAUGUUUUAGAUCCCUGACUAGAGAUUUUCUUUUAAUCAAACCGCACGGCAAUAAGAAGCAUUUUAUUAAUAAAACCAAGAAACUGUCAGGGCAUGAACUAAAGGUGAGUUUCUUUAGGCAGGCUCUGGCAUUUCACUGAAGAAGCUGUUGGGUCCCUUUCCAUACAGUAUUUUGCUUCAUCUGCCUUCUUCACUUAAACAAAUGGCUUCAGCUUGGUGGGUAGCGUGAUGAGUCCCUCUUGAUUUAUCAGGGCAUGAAUGGCAUAAAAAUUCAGAUGUUUCUUAUCCUAACUGUAGGGAAUAACAUGGUACCUCAGUAGCCAGUGUGCUGACUUGGUAAACAAUUUAGUUUCGUCAUGACCAGUAAGUGUAUACAACUGGAGAUGAGUAACUUUUAUUAUUCACUCAGUGGCAGAACUGCUUUUAUCUGCCAGUCUAAAUAUUUACACAGAAGAAGCCUUGUGUAUGUUAAAAUGUGCAGUAUGUGAGAAGUGGUUAUUGUGCAUGUGUGGCACCCACGUUACAACACUUUGCACUCAAGAUUCAUCUAAACCUGAUUAGACUGUGCUGUCCACAAACUUCUUUUAAAUUUCAUUUUGGAAAUUUUGAGCAUGUUGUGCAAAGGCAGCAAUCAUCCAAAAUAAAUUUGGGUGGAGUCCUUUAUUAUAUGUGUUUUACUAUUUUUAUUCUUAUUUGACUGAAGUCAAUACCGGAUUCACAUCUUGGAUGUCAUACUUUUUCAAACUGCUUAUACUUUUAUGGCUGAAGUGUUCAAACGCUGAAAAAGGUUCAUGAUGAGAAUGCUGACACGGCCUUAACUGUAGUGGUGUGAACAUGCUGCUACUGUAUAGCCUGUAAUUAUAACAUUAGACUGUCUUAAAAAUGUUGUUCAAUAGAGAAUGAAUAAGGUAUAUUUUAGAUACAACUUUAUAAGCACUAUAACCUCUUCACUAAUUAAGCAUUGUAAGGUCUAUGCUGUUUAAACUGGCAAGUUGCUGUUAAAAGCAAAAUGUGCAUUAAAUACAAUUACAACCUUG
Molecule: messenger RNA, 4858 nt
Organism: Harpia harpyja (harpy eagle)
Lineage: Eukaryota; Metazoa; Chordata; Aves; Accipitriformes; Accipitridae
Gene: INSIG2
Product: insulin induced gene 2
Exons: 5
Coding region: 1491-1955 (154 amino acids)
Biological process (GO): SREBP-SCAP complex retention in endoplasmic reticulum; SREBP signaling pathway; cholesterol biosynthetic process
Cellular component (GO): SREBP-SCAP-Insig complex; endoplasmic reticulum
Source: RefSeq, a predicted model, not a curated record